Molecule: messenger RNA, 2561 nt
Organism: Lynx canadensis (Canada lynx)
Lineage: Eukaryota; Metazoa; Chordata; Mammalia; Carnivora; Felidae
Gene: HTR1B
Product: 5-hydroxytryptamine receptor 1B
Exons: 1
Coding region: 75-1244 (389 amino acids)
Biological process (GO): vasoconstriction; bone remodeling; adenylate cyclase-activating adrenergic receptor signaling pathway
Cellular component (GO): plasma membrane
Molecular function (GO): G protein-coupled serotonin receptor activity
Source: RefSeq, a predicted model, not a curated record
CGCGGUCCUUCCGCCCUUUCCCUCGUUCGCUCCAUGCCCAAGAGCUGCGCUCCAGAGCCGUGUAGAGGAGAGACAUGGAAGAAACCAACACUCAUUGCGCCCCACCGCCGCCCGCGGGCUCCCAGACCGGGGUUUCUCAAGCCAACCUCUCCUCCGCUCCCCCCAAUUGCAGCAUCGAGGGCUAUAUUUACCAGGACUCCAUCGCCCUGCCCUGGAAAGUACUCCUGAUCCUGGUGCUGGCGCUCUUCACCUUGGCCACCACGCUCUCCAAUGCUUUUGUGAUUGCCACUGUGUACCGGACCCGGAAGCUGCACACCCCAGCCAACUACCUGAUCGCCUCCCUGGCGGUAACCGACCUGCUCGUAUCCAUCCUGGUGAUGCCCAUCAGCACCAUGUACACGGUCACUGGCCGCUGGACGCUGGGCCAGGUGGUCUGCGACUUCUGGCUGUCGUCGGACAUCACCUGUUGCACAGCUUCCAUCCUGCACCUCUGUGUCAUCGCCCUGGACCGCUACUGGGCCAUCACGGACGCUGUGGAGUACUCCGCUAAAAGGACUCCCAAGAGGGCCGCGGUCAUGAUCGCGCUGGUGUGGGUCUUCUCCAUCUCCAUCUCGCUGCCGCCCUUCUUCUGGCGUCAAGCCAAAGCCGAGGAGGAGGUGUCGGACUGCAGGGUGAACACCGACCACAUGCUCUACACAGUUUACUCCACGGUGGGCGCUUUCUACUUCCCCACCCUGCUCCUCAUCGCCCUCUACGGCCGCAUCUAUGUGGAAGCCCGCUCCCGGAUUUUGAAACAGACGCCCAACAGGACCGGCAAGCGCCUGACCCGAGCCCAGCUGAUAACCGACUCCCCCGGGUCCACAUCCUCGGUCACCUCCGUUAACUCCCGGGCUCCCGAUGUGCCCAGCGAAUCCGGGUCCCCUGUGUACGUGAACCAAGUCAAAGUGCGAGUCUCUGACGCCCUGCUAGAGAAGAAGAAGCUCAUGGCCGCUAGGGAGCGCAAAGCCACUAAGACCCUGGGGAUCAUUUUGGGAGCCUUUAUUGUGUGUUGGCUGCCCUUCUUCAUCAUCUCCCUGGUGAUGCCUAUUUGCAAGGAUGCCUGCUGGUUCCACCUGGCCAUCUUUGACUUCUUCACGUGGCUGGGCUAUCUCAACUCCCUUAUCAACCCCAUCAUCUAUACCAUGUCCAAUGAGGACUUCAAACAAGCGUUCCAUAAACUGAUACGCUUUAAGUGCACAGGUUGACUUGUCAGUUGCAGUGGGGUAGCCUAAGCGGCCCUUGGGGACCAUGUUGUGUCUGGUUCCACAGGUAGGUCCACUCUUCUUUCACUGUUACUGGGUCAGAUUGAGGCUCUGUCUUCUGGGCAAGGGCAAUGGAUCCUGAGAAGCCAGGACAGCCCUGAGAGAGAGAGAGAGAGAGAGCGAGCAAGCGAGCGAGCUCUGAGAGGAGAACUGUUCAAACUAAAGGUAGAGCUUCCCUGCGGAGGAGGAAGCUCACUUCCUCCCCUCACACCCCAGGUCCAGCACUGACCCUGCAGCAGCCAAUCAUAAGGGAGGGUUGUAACUUUAAAAAUCAAUGAUGGAAGGGGGAUCUUUGCCCUGCUUUGGUAUCAUGGAUCAUGCCCUCCCUCUAGAACCGGUGGUACUUGUAGUUGUCUGAAUCCUGUCUGAGACAGAUCUACAUACAGCCUGGCAGUACUUGAACUAGAAGCCUGAUACCCUUUGUUUUGGGGAGAACUUUGUGUUUCAGCUUCAUUUAAGAAGAGUUACUUUGGCAUCUUUCAGUCUUCACUUUCUGUUUAUUUAAACUUGGUUGGAGAAACUUGUGGAUUUGGUGCUUCAAACCAAAUGUGUGUGGCUUGGAUGAUGCAGAGAAACCUUGAAGAGUUUAACAGCAAAAUUCUGAUGUUAAGAUCUCUAUUUUUAUUAUAAUUGAAACUAUAUGGGGUGGGUGGGGAUGGGAGAUGGGAAGGAUUAAACUGAGAACCAACACCUAUGGUUGUUUGUUUUCUGCAGAUUUGUAAUUUUUUUAAUUCCUAUUUAGUGAUUGUCAAACCACACUAACAACUCAAAGCAUUACGUGUGCUAGUGCCAAAGUCUGCAGAUUGCUUUAUUUUCCUCCUAAUUUCAUGUGCUUGUCAUUUUACACAUUUAAAUCCUCAUAAAUGAAGAAUACAAUGGGUGAUUCAGCCCAAGCUGCUGCUAUAUUUCUUAUUAAUGCAGUCGAUUAAACUGAUGGCUAUUAGAUAUAUACUGCUCCUUAACAAGAAAGGUAUGUUUAUUCCUUAACCAAUCCAGUGAGAUGUGAAGGAGACUGAUAAAAUAAAAAUGGUUCUUCUACAAUUAAGGAAUGGGGGGGGGGGCAAUGGGAGGAUGUAUAUUUUGACUUGUAAAAAAUCUUAAAUGCAUGAGACUUUUUUCUGAUAGUCAUUUACAUUCUCCUUCCCAUCUGUAAUUCCUUUGUGUGCCCAUAUAUAAAGUAAGAGAACCACCUCCUUUUUCCAAAAAUCUUCAAAAUGCAGUAAGAAAGAACCCAAAAUCUAUGUUAAAGGAAAAAAAAAA